UUGCAGUUUCCAAACGUUGGUCCGGGUGCAACAUGGCCAAUUCAGUACGGCUUUCGACCAGACAACCAAAUCACUCUGUUCGAUUCGGAGAAAGUACCGCACAAUGCGAAAGAAUGGAAUGCCACGAAAUUCUUCAGCAAAACACAUUGGGGUUUUUAUACAUGGCCGAAAGAACUAAAAGUCUAUGCACCAUCCUCCCAACAACACCAAAUCAAUCGUCAGCUAUCAGAACUAAAUGAAACUGAACGAUCGUUAAUCGAAAUAAUGCGUGACGAUGAAUUCGCAGUGAAAUUCCGUCACUAUAUGAGCGUAGAGGAGAAGAAGGGUGAAGACGUCUUCAAUGCGGUCUCAUUCACGUUGUUCUACAAUUUUCAAUGACGUUUAUACCUACUGCAAGGAGCGUUGAAUCAGUGCGAGUGGCGUGUCACCGAGUUGUGGAGUCGUUUGAUGAAGUUGUGUGAGCCGGCCAUGAUGGAGUCGUAUCAGAAUAUGCGUGAGCGAAUCGGUUCGUGUAUCGCGACGAUUGUGUGGUUCGAUUUGGCAGAUCUCUACGUCGAUCCACAAGUGCCGAAGAAAUUCCAUCCACCACGUUUAGCCAAUAUUAUGGCUGAUAUUAAUUCGAUGAUGGAGAUUCUGUGGUCAGAAGUUGCCGAAGCGAAAAGAACCGAGGAGGAAUGCAUGGAAACGGAUGGCACUCAUGAACACACCAGCAAUAACAACACCAAUAAUCAUAAUUCGUCAUCGGAUGAAGAAGGCGAUCGUAAGAAGGUGAGAGGUGUAAAUGAUGAAGAGUUGAAGAAGAGUUGUCGUUAUCAGCUGAGACAAGGCAUGUCACAGACAAUGAUUACGAGCGCAAAUGUAUCGAUGGUGAUUAGUGGUGCUCGAGAGUUGGCAUCGUCGUCAUCGUGUUGGUGGAAGGCGAAGGUUUCACUGCUGAAAUACCUUCAAGUAGCGAUCUUCUCGAAUUUGUUCGUGUUCCUUGAGCAUCGUCCCGCGUUGAAGCAGAUCUUCUUCGCGUUACUUCUCGACGAACGACUUGAGGUUCGUGAGACGGCCGCCGAAUCGAUUUCGGGUCUGCUGCAUUGUCACUUCUUCGACGUUGACGAUUCGCUCAUUAAGAAAUUCUGCUCAUGGUCUCGAGCCGAGAACGGCCCCAAACGUCACGCAGGUGUGCUGGCACUGUCGGCCGUUGUUCAGGCAUACCCUUACACUGUACCUCCGAUAUUGCCGAAUGCUUUAAUGCAACUGUGUCGUCAUGCCACCGAUAAACAACCCAUGCAGGGAACCGUGAAAAAAGCGUUGAGUGAAUUCAAACGAACACAUCAAGACUGUUGGCAUGAACAUAAGACGCAGUUUAGUGAAGAUCAACUGGCAAUAUUGACCGACCUUCUUGUUUCUCCAAAUUAUUACGUUUGA
This is a messenger RNA of Anisakis simplex (herring worm), 1416 nucleotides long. The record is from the annotation of a GenBank genome assembly. Lineage: Eukaryota; Metazoa; Nematoda; Chromadorea; Rhabditida; Anisakidae.